AUGGAUAUGGCUUAUUUCAACGUAGAUGAUGGGUAUCCUGAAGCCCUCUGCAGAGGACUCAGAAAAUCCUUCCUCAAUGAAGAUUCUUACAAUGCCCUCAGAAAUUGCCAAAACUUGGCUGAUUUCAAAUUGGUUCUUGAGGAUACUGAUUAUAGUCAGACAAUUUCUGCAGAGACUGAGAUUGAAAUUGCUAGCCUCAAAAACAAAUGUAAGGAAAAAUUAGCUAAAGAGAUCGAGCAUCUUAUUGCACAAUCAGUUGAACCCCUCACCGGUUUCCUCAAAAUGAUGCUUCAUGGAUACAUGAUCGACAAUGUAAUCAACAUCAUCGAAGGAGUCAAAAAUAAUGUUGACUUAGAAAUUCUCUUGAACAGAUCAGAUCCUCUGGGCUACUUCCCAGAACUCAAAAACAUCAAGACUGUUGAAGGCGAAGACUACGCAGCGCUCUACCAGACAGUGCUGAUUGACCUCCCCAUCGGUGUAUACUUCAGAAAGUUUUUGGAAGAACUCCUUGCUGACGAAGGGGGAAACAAAGACGCUUCAAGAAUUCCAGAGAUCAUGAAGGAUUUCAAGCCGGAGAAGAUUAAGAAUAUUCUCAAGAAAAUUUGGUUAACUGAGUUUUACGAAUACUGUCAGGAGAAGAUCAAUCCUCAAUCAGCCAUGACUAUGGAAGAGCUAUUGAAAUUUGAGAGUGAUUGCCAAACCAUCCAGAUUAUUUACAAUACUAUUGGAAACAAAGACCUCGCAGGACCAAAGGGAAGAUAUAGCGAAAGAAGAAAGUAUAUCAACCGUAUCGGAUUUUUGUACCCAGAUAGAGAUAGUGAACUCUCUAACUCUGAUGAUUUCAGAAAACUACAGGACGCCGUUGAGCCUUAUAGUGACUACAGAAAAAUGUUGCAAGAAGUUAUCAGUGCUGGAGAAGAUGAAAAUGAAUUUGGUGCCUCUCCUGACGAAGAUAAAUUCCCUGCCUCAAAGAUGGGAUCAAGCUCAUCUAAGAGCAUUGAUGAUGUUAUGUUCGAGUCAAAGUCCAAUAAAUUCUCUAUCGCUUUUGAAGACCAAUUCCACUAUGGUGUAUUCUAUGCUUACCUAAAACUGAAAGAACAAGAGAUUAGAAACAUUGUCUGGCUUGCAGAGCUCAUCUCUUUGAACGUACCAAAGAAUAUGUCUGGGUGGAAGAAGUUCGUUGUCCCAUUCAAAUACCAUAAAGAGGAAUAA
This is a messenger RNA of Moneuplotes crassus, 1212 nucleotides long. Lineage: Eukaryota; Ciliophora; Spirotrichea; Euplotida; Euplotidae. The record is from the annotation of a GenBank genome assembly.